Molecule: messenger RNA, 450 nt
Organism: Opisthorchis viverrini
Lineage: Eukaryota; Metazoa; Platyhelminthes; Trematoda; Opisthorchiida; Opisthorchiidae
Exons: 2
Coding region: 1-450 (149 amino acids)
Source: RefSeq, a predicted model, not a curated record
AUGCCUUUGGAACUACUGAAGUCUGGUGGAAAGACUCAGCUGAUACAGCGUAUUGUCUUACUGCCGGAUACUUGGACAAGAACGGUUAUAAUUUAUACAAGAUCGAUUGUGUACACAUCCGGGAGCCGCUAUCGUUAUCUUACUGGGACAUUUACAGCUAACAAUGCUCUCAUGCCACAUCGGCCGCUGCGUGGUGCCAUCAGCCGGGAAGCCUUACUUGCUGCGUACAGCAGAACAGGUAAGCGAAAACGUGCUACUGCUAGCGCCUCCCUUCUUACACUUUCAAGAUUUCCGUCUUACACCCUCCAACCAGUUUUGAAUACUUUCUCCACAGGUUCCAGCCCUAGGACUAACCGUUUUGCUCGCAUUGCAUCACACUCCAGUGCAGCUUCUGUACGCCUGAGUUCAGUCACAACCCUGAACACUUCGAAGUCUGUUUUCAAACCCUGA